Messenger RNA from Hevea brasiliensis (rubber tree), 540 nucleotides. Its product is annotated as PTI1-like tyrosine-protein kinase At3g15890. Gene Ontology annotation, cellular component: plasma membrane. Lineage: Eukaryota; Viridiplantae; Streptophyta; Magnoliopsida; Malpighiales; Euphorbiaceae. Gene Ontology annotation, biological process: protein phosphorylation. The transcript is spliced from 4 exons. The record is from RefSeq and is a predicted model, not a curated record. Gene Ontology annotation, molecular function: protein kinase activity; ATP binding. The coding region runs from base 1 to 540 and encodes 179 amino acids.
AUGACGGCACAUGAUGAGGAAUGGUGGUUGUGGGAAUUGAAACAUAAUGAUGGGCGCGCAAGUAACGACAGGGAUUAUCCCUGGAAAAGAUAUACUCUCAAGGAGCUUUUGCACGCAACAAACACCUUCCAUAAUGACAAAAAGAUUGGAGAAGGUGCAUUUGGAAGCGUGUACUGGGGUCGAACAAGUAAAGGCGUUGGGAUAGCAGUGAAACGACUGAAGGCAAUGAGUGCGAAGGCAGAAAUGGAAUUUGCAGUAGAAGUGGAGAUACUUGGGAGAGUGAGGCAUAAGAAUUUGUUAGGUUUAAGAGGAUUUUAUGCGGGCGGGGAUGAAAGGCUUAUAGUCUAUGAUUAUAUGCCUAAUCAUAGCUUGAUCACUCAUUUGCAUGGCCAACUCGCUUCAGAUUGUUUGCUGGAUUGGACCCGGAGAAUGAACACAGCUAUUGGAUCAGCUGAAGGAUUGGCUAACUAUUUGCACCAUAAGGCCAAUCUUCAUAUAAUACAUAGAGAUAUAAAUGUUGAAGCAGUGGAUAUAGAAUAG